Centruroides sculpturatus (bark scorpion) is the source of this 947-nucleotide messenger RNA. Its product is annotated as alpha-aspartyl dipeptidase-like. Gene Ontology annotation, molecular function: serine-type peptidase activity. Gene Ontology annotation, biological process: proteolysis. Lineage: Eukaryota; Metazoa; Arthropoda; Arachnida; Scorpiones; Buthidae. The transcript has 9 exons. Bases 402 to 923 code for a protein of 173 amino acids. The record is from RefSeq and is a predicted model, not a curated record.
GUGCGUCCCCACUGUUUCCUUUUCGGUCUAUGUAUAUGGACGUUAACCCGCGCGUCGGUCUUCCCCGUUUAUCGCAGCGCAGUAGCCACCGCCGAUCGCUCGCAUCGUCACGUGAUAUGUCGUCUCCAAACCGCUUUGGUUUCGAGGCUGAAACAGGAAGUGCCGCCAUGACAGUCCACGUAUCUGGACAUUAACCUAAGAUUAUUCCCGAACACCAACCAAUCGGCAAAAGGCAAUAUCGACUUGGCAGGAAUUAACCGAUAAAUGCACGAACGGAGUGGGGAAGAAGUUAUGGCUGAAGAUAUAAUGUUAAUUGCAUUCUUUUUGUGCCAUAUGCCUGUAAAGAUCAUGACGGUUAUGCUAAAAAAGUCAAAACAAAAUUUCAAGAACUUGGCUUUGAAAUGGAAAGUAUUCAUGAAAAAGAAAAUCCUGUUGAAGCAGUAAAUAUUGCCCAAGGAAUAUUUAUUGGUGGUGGAAAUACUUUUCUGUUACUUAAAACUUUAUAUGAAAAUGGUCUGAUUGAGGCAAUUCAAAAUAGAGUUCUGAAGGAUGGUAUUCCUUAUAUGGGUGCAAGUGCUGGAACUAAUGUAGCAACUUGCAGUAUAUGCACAACAAAUGACAUGCCUAUAGUUUAUCCUCCUUCUUUUAAUGCCUUAUGUUUGGUUCCAUUUAAUAUUAAUCCACAUUUUAUUGAUGCUGAUCCAAGUAGCAAACACAUGGGAGAGACUCGAGAACAACGCAUUAAAGAAUAUCAUGGUAUUCCAGAAACACCUCCUGUUUUAGGUUUAAGAGAAGGUUGUUAUUUGCUUGUAUGUGAGGAAAGGACUGAAAUUAAUGGAUUAUCAGGAGCAAGGUUAUUUGUCAGUGGUAAAGAUCCGGUUGAAUACUCAGCAGGAAGUGACAUGAGUUUUUUGUUUAAAUAAAUGAAGGUUAAUAUGACGAGGAAA